AUGUGUAUUAUUAUCCCACACCUUACAGUAAUUUACCGCCAUAACAGAGCCCCAUUGAAAAACAUAAUCGUACGAGUGCAAGACACCAUAUGGCCGCUGUGGCCGUCAACCAUGUCCAAAGACAUAAAUGGGCAAGUUAUCGUCACAGAUGGAAUGCUAUUGCGUUGGGGCAGCCUUGCCGGUGGAGGGGGACCUCCCGCGCAACCUGCGCCUCGUCCCUCGCACAUAGUGCCUCGCCCGCGCAGCCGUGCGAUUACACGCGCAAUAAGAUGUUGGGUG
Brenthis ino (lesser marbled fritillary) is the source of this 279-nucleotide messenger RNA. The record is from the annotation of a GenBank genome assembly. Lineage: Eukaryota; Metazoa; Arthropoda; Insecta; Lepidoptera; Nymphalidae.